CCCGGGACGCGUCCGCCGUCCAUGGCUAUCGACCUUGUGACCUCCUGGGACAGUCUCUGGAAUGGCGCAAGUACAAGUAAGCGGUGGAUGUGCGGAAGAGCGGAAGGCCUUGCUGGUCCUUGCUCAGUCGUCUCUCUGUGCUUUCAACUGAGCAUACCGUCUUUCCUGGAUGGCUGAGUCCGAGUCCAAGCUGCGCUCUCAGUCACCGGUGGAGAAGGUGGAAGAGGGUGUCGAGUCUAUCCAAGUCGUCCCGAUUGACCCUGAUGCAGAAUUCUGUGGGACAGAGGCCCGGAGGAGGCUCGAGCGGAGGCUGCUGUUGAAGCUCGACUUGCGCAUGUUCAUCCUGGUUAUCAUCUAUAUACUGAACUAUAUCGACCGCAACAAUGCCAGCGCUGCUCGACUGAAGGGCCUUGAGUCAGACCUACACCUCCAAGGACAACAGUUUGCAACGCUGUUGUCCAUCCUGUAUGUGGGAUAUAUCGUCAUGCAGGUCCCCUCGAACAUGAUCUUAAAUCUGAUCGGGAAACCGUCUCUGCAGUUGCCGAUUUGUAUGAUGAUCUGGGGCGCUCUGUCCAUAUUGACUGGCAUCACACACAGUUUCGUUGGUGCGCUCCUGACACGCUUUUUUCUUGGUUUCGUCGAGGCAGCAUUCUUCCCUGGCGCACUGUUUCUCCUCAGCAAAUGGUACAAGCGGAGCGAGCUCGGCGCUCGGACUGCUAUCCUUUAUGGCGGGAAUAUCAUCAGCAAUGCUUUCGGCUCAUUAAUCGCAUCUGGCAUCCUGGACACGAUGCAAGGCAAGCUUGGGCGGGCAGCGUGGCGCUGGCUCUUCUACAUCGAGGGUUCCUUGACGAUCUUCUUUGCCAUCUGCGCGGUGUUUAUCCUGCCAGACUUCCCGGCUACCGAGCGCGGAAAGUGGCUUAGCCCACUCGAGCGGCGUCUGGCGUUGCGGCGAAUGGAGGAGGAUGCAGGUGUUGGAGACGAAUACGAGACUGAAGAUGGUCGUCAUAGCUCUGGCUUGUGGCUGGCGAUGACGGACUGGAAGGUAUGGUGGAUGGCCUUCGCGAUGUUGAGCCAGGUCGUCGCGUUGAGCUUCAAUGCGUACUUUCCGACUUUAAGCGCUACGAUGGGAUUCGACACGACGGUGACGCUGCUGCUCUGCGCGCCGCCGUUCAUACUAGCUUGCAUCCUCGCUUACCUCAACUCUCGCCAUUCUGACAAGACGGGAGAGCGGUUCUGGCACAUGUCCAUAUCCUGGGCGUUAGGGAUCGUAGGAUUUAUUAUCUCCAUCUGCACGAUGGACGUGGCUGCGCGAUAUGUCUCUCUCUUUCUCAUGGCGCAACAGUACGCUGGGUUUGUCGUUCUCUACACUUGGGUCAGCAAUUCUUUCCCCCGUCCGCCAUCGAAACGUGCAGUGGCUGUCGCUUUCGUCAAUGCCUUCUCACAGUUGGGCAAUGUAGCUGGCUCAUAUGUUUGGCCGAGCAGCUGGGGUCCCACAUACCGCUACUCAUAUGCUAUCUGUAUAGCAACCUCUGGAUGCGCAAUAUUGAUGUGCUAUAUCUUCAAGCUUCAUCUCGAAUCGCUGAACAGGCAGAUGGCGAAAGAAGAGGAGGAAAAGGGAGUGAAAGAAAAGGGUUUCCGGUACCUUGUGUAAGAAUUGUCGGUUGAAUAUUUUCACCAUUCCCUCCUUUGCUAUCGUGUACUAUAGAAUAACAUAGCAAGACGGAUCUUCGUCCUCGGCAUUCAGCAUCGGAGUAGUAUAAAAAGGUAUCGGGUGGUG
Messenger RNA from Laetiporus sulphureus 93-53, 1777 nucleotides. Its product is annotated as MFS general substrate transporter. Lineage: Eukaryota; Fungi; Basidiomycota; Agaricomycetes; Polyporales; Laetiporaceae. The transcript is spliced from 9 exons. Gene Ontology annotation, molecular function: transmembrane transporter activity. Gene Ontology annotation, cellular component: membrane. The coding region runs from base 170 to 1651 and encodes 493 amino acids. Gene Ontology annotation, biological process: transmembrane transport. The record is from RefSeq and is a predicted model, not a curated record.